AUAAUUCAGUCAAUCAUCCGUGGCUUUUGUGUACUAACAUAAUCAUCUGGAAAACUCGGCAAAAUGAUUUACACAAUUUUGCUUAUCAUCUAUCUUUUGGCAGCAAAUGCUUCACCGGUGCUUGUUAAAAUGCCAUCGCAGAUGGCGGAGAAAGUGAACGUGGUUGGAAGUCAAUGUAUUAAAGAAACUGGGGCUCCGAUCGACUCUCUGACCAACUCAUUCCCUUGGAAUCUCCCUGAAACCGAAACCAAUGAAAAGUUUUUGUUUUGUCUUUGCAAAAAUUUGAAUUUAAUAAACGACCAAGGUGACUUCAAUUAUAAUAGAACUAUGAAAAUUUUCGCCAACAGUGAUAAAAAAGAAGCUAUCGAGAAAACGUAUUAUAAAUGCAAUACUUUGAAAGGUAAAGAUCGAUAUGAUACUACCUACAAGAGUGUAGAUUGCUUUUUCAAAAACGCUCCUGUGUCAUUAUCAUUGUAAAAUAAUUAAAUCGAAAAAUCUUAACACUUGGCAUGCGGACAUACUUCGCUCCCGAAUUGCGCGUGCAGCGUUCAAAUUGGCAAAACACACCUUAUACGUUCUGGAGCUACAUAUUCGAUUGAAGACGAAAUAACUAUGCGAAAGACUGAUUAACUUGACUGUCAGAACUUGAGGUAAGAAAUAAUGCAAAGCGUAUCCUAACAACGCAUAUAAUGUCACAGAUACAUGUAAUUGUACGUAUUUCGUAGAUUUAUGGUGGUUAGCGGAUAUCCACCACAAAUCAACUAAAUAAGUAUAUUUACGUAACCCGCGCUAUAUUGACAGACUGCAAGAAACGUACUUUGCCCGCAUGCCAUGCGUUAAUUUAAAAAUUUAUUUGUUUUAUUUAAAGAUAGAAUAAAUGUUAA
Papilio machaon (common yellow swallowtail) is the source of this 884-nucleotide messenger RNA. Its product is annotated as general odorant-binding protein 69a-like. Lineage: Eukaryota; Metazoa; Arthropoda; Insecta; Lepidoptera; Papilionidae. The record is from RefSeq and is a predicted model, not a curated record. Gene Ontology annotation, biological process: sensory perception of smell. The transcript has 2 exons. Gene Ontology annotation, molecular function: odorant binding. The coding region runs from base 64 to 477 and encodes 137 amino acids.